AGUGCUUAUUUAUUCAACUCGGAACCUUGUGCACUAUAUUGUCUUAAUGAGGAAAUGGCACUUAGUAAGCUUGAAAAUGUCGUAAAAGAUGGAACGCCAUGUAAGCAUGGUACAAGAAACAUGUGCAUUUCUGGAGCAUGCAAGGCUGUAGGUUGUGACGAUAAGCUAGAUUCAGAAGCCGUUGAAGAUAGAUGUGGUGUUUGCAACGGAGAUGGAACGCAAUGUAAAAUUGUUGAAGAAACUUACAAGGAAAUUGGACAAGGUUAUACAAAAGUCGUAGUAAUACCAUCAGGUGCUAGAAAGGUUGUAAUAGAAGAACUAAAGCCAUCUGGAAACAUUAUAGCCAUUUCUGACAGCAGCGAAUCAAAAUUUUAUUUAAAUGGUGAUAAUACAGAACAACUUGACAACGAGUACAAGAUUGGCAAACAAAUUGGCAUUUAUACGCACAUCGAGCCAAAAAAAGAAAAACUAAUUAUUAACGGACCUCUUAAAGAAGAUUUGGUAUUUUUUGUUGACUUUUUUGAGGAAGUGAAUCCAGGAUAUUUGUAUCACUGGGCAGAGCCAGCAAUAGAUUCAAACUACGAGCCCCAUUAUCAUUGGGAAGCAGGUGAGUUUGAAGAGUGCUCUGAUGCUUGUGAUGGAGGUACUCAAAAGGCUGUUUUAUCAUGCAUGGAAGAUACAGCAGGAAAAGUUAGUGCUAACUUUUGUGCGGGCAUUGAUAAACCUAAAGAUAUUAUUAAGAACUGUAAUGAGGAACCAUGCAAAAUAUCGUGGAAAAUAGGUUCCUGGGGAAAAUGUCGAGCUUGCAAAGGGAAAGGUGGCGUACGUGUAAGGGUAGUUGAAUGUAUUAAGCAAAAUCGAAAACCUGGUUCUGAUGGUAUCCUUGUAGAGGAUUGUAACUGCCACGAUACAAGACCUGGAGCAGUAGAACUAUGUGAAGCUACUGAUAAAUGUGGGAAAAAACGAAUGGCAUCAUAUAUACCGGGACAAUUUCAAGAAAGUAUCUAUCAGCAAAUGUUUCCACAAAAAUUGGAUAGAGUAGUAAGAAAGGAUUCUGAUGAUGAAGAAGAGCCACAAGCAAACAAAGACAAAGAAGUACUAGCAGAAGUAGAUAAAAACGCAACAAACUCAUCUCUUAAAGAAAGAGUUGGGCACUUAGUUCAUGAUUUUAAGCCAAUAGAAGAUCAAAUAUUAGUUAAAUAUACUCUAAGGCCUAACCCAUUGCAGUAUAACUUAUCAGAUAAGGCGUAUGCGCAAAUGGGUGAUGUAAUAGGUGAUAUUAUUGAUACCGAAAAUAAAAUAGUUUUCACAGGGAAAGCAGCAGCAUUAUUAGAGCACGGGUUAGAGCAUGUUAGUAAUACCACAGUAAAAGUAAAGUGUGAGGAAGUAGAAACAUUAAAUAAAAAUGAGACUGAAAAUGAUCUUGAGGAUAAUACAGUAGAAGAAGAAACUAAAGAAUUUGAAAAUACAGAGGAGAGUGAAGCAGCAUCACUAGAACCCGAGGCCGAAGUAACCACAGGAGAAAUAUCUGAAAAACCAGUAAAUGAAUCCGAAGUAGAAGUUGGUGAAAAGAAACAAGUAGAAAAAGAAAGUAAAGAAUUUGAAAACACAGAAGAGGGUGAAGUAACAUCAUUAGAACCCGAGGCCGAGAAAUCCACUGAAAAAAAUGUUAAUGAAGAGGUAUCUGAGAAACUAGUAAAUGAAUCAAAAGUUGAAGUUGGUGAAACGGAACAAGUAGAACAAGAAAGUAAAGAAUUUGAAAGUACAGAGGAGGGUGAAGCAGCGUCACCAGAACCCGAGGCCAAAGUAACCACAAAAGAAAAUAUUAAAGGAGAAAUAUCUGGGGAACCAAUAAAUGAAUCCGAAGUAGAAGUCGGUGAAGAAACUACUAAUAAUAUUCAAGAUACUUUGGAAUCACUUGAACCCCCAGAAAUAACGUCUGAAACAGAAUCAGAAAAUUAUAUUUCGAACACAGCUGAACCUCAAGAAGUAACUAAUUUUUCUGAGUCCUUAGAAGCAAGAGAAACGUCGCUGGGUAGUGAGCACGAGAGUUCAGAAGAUAAUGAAGCUUCCGAAGUAAAUAAAAGUGCCUCUGAACUCUUAGAAGAAAGUGGCGAAUCAUUAAAGAGCGUUGAAGAAACAUCACAAUUUGCAGUAGAGGAAACAGGUGAAGAAACUUCCUCCACGAUAGAAGAUAAUUCUUCGGAAAAUAUUAGUGAAGAGCCUACUGAUAGCGUAGCUCAAGAGAGCAUAUUGGAUAAUAAUGAAGAAACAUCAACAUCUGUAGCCAAUUUACCGGAAAUUGUUGAAAAUGGUGAAACAUCUGAAGAGCCACAAGAAGAUACAAGUUUAACAAGUAGUGAAUCUGUUGAUAAUGAACCUGCAGCAGGUAUUGCUUCUUCAGAGGAUGCUAAAGAAACAGUAGAACCUUCAGGAGGGGAUGAAGCUUCUAAGAUAGAAGGUGAGGCUGCAGAAAGCAGUGAAGCAGCAGAGUCUAAGUCCCGCGAAGCUAAUGAAGUCGAAGGUUCGGAAGAAAGUAUAGCAGCCUCUGAAGGUACAGAAGAAAUAUCAAAGGCUGUAGAUAAAAGUGAUGAUUCCAAAGAUAAAGAAGAAAGCGAGUCAAAGGGAGCAGAAGAAAAUGCAGCUUCAGAAGAAAGUGCUGCGGGGGAAGAAGUAAUGACAACUAAUGUGCAGGAAGGCGAGUCCAGAGAAACUGCUACUGAACUAGCAAAAACACCUGCUCCAGAAUCUAGAUAA
Messenger RNA from Anthonomus grandis grandis, 2757 nucleotides. RefSeq names its product C-type lectin domain-containing protein 180-like. Gene Ontology annotation, biological process: extracellular matrix organization. Gene Ontology annotation, cellular component: extracellular matrix. The record is from RefSeq and is a predicted model, not a curated record. NCBI's taxonomy places the organism in Eukaryota, Metazoa, Arthropoda, Insecta, Coleoptera, Curculionidae. Gene Ontology annotation, molecular function: metalloendopeptidase activity. The coding region runs from base 55 to 2757 and encodes 900 amino acids. The transcript is spliced from 11 exons.